AUGUUUCUCAUUGUUCCAAAAUCGCGCAGACAGCAGCCAGCGCCGGAGACGACGAACCCGGGUCAAGAGCCUGCACAGGCGACCGAGCCGACGCCAAAACAUCUUCGCGGUCCUACUCGUGUUCAAAGUGCAUGCGACGAAUGUCGCGCGCGAAAGAUAAAGUGUAAUGGUCAGAACCCAUGUGGUCGCUGCCGGACGCGAAACAUAGUAUGCGUGUUCAAUUCCGCAGAAGCAAAGAAACGCCAGAAAGGGCCCUUGACGGCAGCGCAGGCAUGUACUCUGGAAGCUCAACAAACACGUCUUGUCGAGGCCAUCAAAAGCAUGUCGGCCACGAUUAUCAGCCUCGAAGCAUCUCCGUCUGCCAAGCGGGACAGCAGGACAGACGAUGACGAUGCCAGGGGACCCGAGGCACAGCCAGUGCCCGUCGCACCGGACGAGUACUUCGACCUGAAUGCCAUUCUCGACAAGUACGCGCCCCUUUGUCAAGUCAAGGAUCCCGUGCCUCCAUCAAAGAACCUCGAUCAACAUGUCUCUAGCAACAAGCGAAGGCGUACCGAUCAGUCAACUGUCUCGCAUAUGCAAAGCACGAUAUCUCGUCUUCCUAAUUCAACCGAAUUACCGUUGACCAACGACUCCACAUCUUAUUGUGAUCCGACAUAUCUAGAUCGCUGCAUUGAUCCUCUGGGGGAAGAGUUGGGAACUACCUUUGAAACCAGUGUCCCCUACGAGCAGAUGAUUGCGCCGCGGCCUAACCACUCUGUUGAGCCAUUUCAACUAUCUGCAGGGUCUAUAAGAGAGUGUCCAAACCCGCUACAAUUCACCAUCGGGGAUGCGAAUAAGAAUCCAGAAAUGAUGUUGAAUUCGACCGAGCCUGAGGACAGCACGAUGCUGCCGCCGUCCAUCGAGGAGCUUUACUUCCAGUGCCAGAACAUGGACGCGCUCAUGGAAUCGAUCGACUGGGACACAAGUCGAGCGCUGUCUGCACGUCUUCUCCAUGAAUCAGGAGAGCCGCCCAAGCCCGCGGCGUGUUAG
Aureobasidium melanogenum CBS 110374 is the source of this 1032-nucleotide messenger RNA. RefSeq lists its product as uncharacterized. Gene Ontology annotation, biological process: positive regulation of transcription from RNA polymerase II promoter by galactose. The coding region runs from base 1 to 1032 and encodes 343 amino acids. The transcript is spliced from 2 exons. Lineage: Eukaryota; Fungi; Ascomycota; Dothideomycetes; Dothideales; Saccotheciaceae. Gene Ontology annotation, cellular component: nucleus. Gene Ontology annotation, molecular function: DNA-binding transcription factor activity, RNA polymerase II-specific; zinc ion binding; RNA polymerase II cis-regulatory region sequence-specific DNA binding. The record is from RefSeq and is a predicted model, not a curated record.